This is a messenger RNA of Merops nubicus (carmine bee-eater), 1640 nucleotides long. It is a transcript of the gene JADE2, whose product is annotated as jade family PHD finger 2. NCBI's taxonomy places the organism in Eukaryota, Metazoa, Chordata, Aves, Coraciiformes, Meropidae. Gene Ontology annotation, cellular component: histone acetyltransferase complex. Gene Ontology annotation, biological process: regulation of transcription by RNA polymerase II. The record is from RefSeq and is a predicted model, not a curated record.
GAUCAUACCACAGCUGGAGAACUCACCCUGCCAAGUUUCACCAAGCAGCCUGCCUGGCUCUGAGAUUUCAGAGGCCACAAGGACUUACCUGCAAGGAGUGAGCCGCUAUGACCUGGACGAGCUCGACGCUUGCUGGUUGGAACUGGUCAAUAUGGAGCUCAAGGAGAUGGAAAAGCCCGAGCUGGAUGAGAUCACCCUGGAGAGAGUGCUGGAGGAGCUGGAGACCAUGUGCUAUGAGAACAUGAACAUUGCCAUCGAGACAGAGGAGGGCUUGGGCAUCGAGUACGACGAGGACGUGGUGUGCGACGUCUGCCGCUCGCCCGAGGGGGAGGAUGGCAAUGAGAUGGUGUUUUGUGACAAGUGCAACGUCUGCGUGCACCAGGCUUGCUAUGGCAUCCUGAAGGUGCCCAUUGGGAGCUGGCUGUGCCGGACCUGUGCCCUCGGUGUCCAGCCCAAGUGUCUGCUCUGCCCGAAGCGAGGGGGAGCGCUGAAGCCCACCAGGAGUGGGACCAAAUGGGUCCACGUUAGCUGUGCCUUAUGGAUUCCUGAGGUUAGCAUUGGAUGUCCUGAAAAAAUGGAACCCAUUACAAAGAUCUCACAUAUCCCAGCAAGCAGAUGGGCUUUGUCCUGCAGCCUCUGCAAGGAGUGCACUGGAACGUGUAUCCAGUGCUCCAUGCCCGCCUGCGUCACCGCGUUCCACGUCACCUGCGCCUUCGACCACAACCUGGACAUGAGGACUAUCCUGGCAGACAACGACGAGGUGAAGUUCAAAUCCUUCUGCCUUGAGCACAGCACCGGGGCCACCAAAUUGCCCGAGGAGGCAAGGACAGAGCCCGACCAAGCCCAGCUGGACUUGGAGAAGGUGACGCUGCGGAAGCAGAAGCUCCAGCAGUUGGAGGAGGACUUCUAUGAACUCGUGAAGCCUUCAGAGGUGGCAGAGAACCUUGACUUAAGUGAAUCGCUGGUGGAUUUUGUCUAUCAGUACUGGAAGUUGAAGAGGAAAGCAAAUUCUAACAAACCACUGCUGACACCAAAAACAGAUGAAGUGGACAACUUGGCCCAGCAAGAACAGGACGUUCUCUACAGACGCUUGAAGCUCUUCAUGCACCUCAGGCAAGACCUGGAGAGGGUUAGAAAUCUCUGUUACAUGGUGACGAGACGGGAGAAAAUGAAACACACCAUUUGUAAACUCCAGGAGCAGAUCUUCCACCUCCAGAUGAAGCUCAUUGAGAAAGAUCUUUACCCAGAACAAACUGGGAAGAAGACAAAGGGUAAGAAAAGUGACCCGAGGAGGAAAGGAAGAGAUGGUAGAAAAAAUAGUCCUGAGAAGAAAGAGAAAAGGAAAUCAGUCAACGAAACUGUGUUGGGACAACUGGGCUUGUCGACCUCCUUCCCCAUCGACGGGACCUUCUUCAACAGCUGGCUGGCGCAGUCGGUCCAGAUCACCGAGUGGGCCCUCAACAAGUCCCACCACGAGGACAGCACCCCCGGCCUCUCCUAGGAGCUCCUGCAGGACGAGGAGACCUUGCUGAGCUUCAUGAUGGACCACUCCCUCCGCUCCCCCUUCAAGCAGAGCGAGGCCACCAAAAAAGCGAAAAGCAAACCCAGAACGAACACUAAGAAAAAGCUGCCCAGGAGCA